UCCGUGGGACUGGCCGUGCCCCGCCGGGCUCCCCCCGCCCGUGCUCAUUUCCUGGGUGGAGCUGGGCUAGGCAGAGGCAAAAGCCUUUAAAACCCUCCAGCCCCAGCUCGCGGGAGCCAGCGGGUCCCAGCAAGCGCCGAGGAGCCGAGCGGGUGGAAUCCGUCCGGCGGGCCUGGCCACUGGCCAGCCCGACGUUUCGAUGAGCCUUGCGGGCCGGACGCCAGGCUGAGCCCCGGAGCGGCUCCGUCGUGCCCGAGGAGCGGGCCUGUGCGUGGCCCAUGGACCUGGCCGGUGGCCGGCGACGUCGCUGGGGUUCCCUCCGGCCGCUGCGGGCCGGGAUCCCCGGGGGCAGGAGCUAGGCUGACUUCCCCGCCCCAGCCUUAGGCAGGCAGCUGCUUGUGGCCGCGGGGGCCCCCUGCCCGCCAUGGGGCCGCUCUUCCUCUUCCUGCUGGCCCUGGCGCGGCCCUGGGCGAGCCAGGCCCUGUCCACCUGCAAGACCGUCGACAUGGAGCUGGUGAAACGGAAGCGGAUCGAGGCCAUCCGCGGGCAGAUCCUCAGCAAGCUGCGGCUGGACAGCCCGCCCCAGGUGAGGGGGGGGGACGCCGCCCUGCUCCGCCUGCCCGAGGAGGUGAUGUCGCUCUAUAACAGUACCCGCGACAUGGCGCAGGACAUGGCCCGCCAGCAGGAGGUGGCGAAGCCACGCGAGAGCCCCCAGGACGAGUACUACGCCAAGGAGGUGCACAAGUUCUCCAUGCUGUCCGUGAAAGAUGCCAGCUACGGGCCCUGGGAGAAGACCAAGCAAAGCAUCUUCUUCCUGUUCAAUGCCUCGCAGGUGCGGGCGCAGAUCAGCAGCGAGGCCCUGCUGCACCGGGCCGAGCUGCGCAUGCUGCAGAAGCCAGGCGCGGGGCAGCGGGUGGAGCUGUACCAGCACUACGGGAACGGGUCCUGGCGCUACCUGGACAGUCGCGCCGUGGGGUGGGCGCCGGAGGAGGAGUGGCUGGCCUUCGACGUCACCGAGGUGGUUCGCCAGUGGCUGAGUGGCCAAGAGGUUCUGGAGCUCUUUAAACUCCGUGCUCACUGCUCCUGUGAGGAAGCCUGCGAGGACCUGAAAGUGAUCAUAGACGGCUUCGACAAGAAGCGGGGUGACCUGAGCACCGUCUCCUCCACGGCCCAGAAGCUGCCGUAUGUGCUGGUGAUGUCCACGCCCCUGGAGCGCGCCAGCCACCUGCAGAGCUCGCGCCAUCGCCGGGCGCUGGACACCGACUACUGCUUUGGGGCGGAGGAGAAGAAUUGCUGCGUGCGGCCUCUCUUCAUCGACUUCCGCAAGGACCUGCAGUGGAAGUGGAUCCACGAGCCCAAGGGCUACAUGGCCAACUUCUGCAUGGGCCCCUGCCCCUACAUCUGGAGCUCCGACACCCAGUACAGCAAGGUCCUGGCCUUGUACAACCAGCACAACCCGGGCGCCUCGGCUGCGCCCUGCUGCGUCCCCCAGGCCCUGGCACCUCUGCCCAUCGUCUACUACGUGGGGCGGAAGCCCAAGGUGGAGCAGCUCUCCAACAUGAUCGUCAGUUCCUGCAAGUGCAGCUGAUCGCCCAGGACACACGGACUCACUCCCCCUCCCCCAAGACCGGGGGGGGGGCGUUAAACAGGGGGGUUGGGACGCGUUGGAGUUUUUAUUUUUAUUAUUAAUUUUUUUUGUAAAUUUCCUCGGUGUUUUUGGGUUCAGAUUUUGAAUUAUUUGUAAUUUAAAGAAGAAGAAGAAGAGAAUUAUUUAACGAG
Gopherus flavomarginatus (Mexican gopher tortoise) is the source of this 1779-nucleotide messenger RNA. RefSeq names its product transforming growth factor beta 1 (gene TGFB1). Gene Ontology annotation, cellular component: extracellular region. Lineage: Eukaryota; Metazoa; Chordata; Testudines; Testudinidae. The record is from RefSeq and is a predicted model, not a curated record. Gene Ontology annotation, molecular function: cytokine activity; type II transforming growth factor beta receptor binding; growth factor activity. Gene Ontology annotation, biological process: regulation of cell population proliferation; BMP signaling pathway; SMAD protein signal transduction.